AUGCGUCUCACCGGACUGCUCGCCCUGGCAGCUCUGCUGAGCUUGACAUUGCUAAGCAGCUCGAGCAAAGCCAUGCCGACGGAUUACAUGUCCAACUCGCUAGCGCUGUACGAGACGAGCGCGCAUCUGGACAAGCGACUAGCGCCAGUGAUCGUGCAAGGUAUUGCUCGAUUCGCACGCUUGCUGGAAAAAGUUGUUGGAAAUCUUGUGCAGAAGGCAAAGCAGGACAAGGCGAUGCGGACCAGAUUUACGCAGGAUACGGUCAAUGACAUGUCCAAAGAGUAG
Molecule: messenger RNA, 285 nt
Organism: Ceraceosorus bombacis
Lineage: Eukaryota; Fungi; Basidiomycota; Exobasidiomycetes; Ceraceosorales; Ceraceosoraceae
Source: the annotation of a GenBank genome assembly